Molecule: messenger RNA, 543 nt
Organism: Triplophysa rosa
Lineage: Eukaryota; Metazoa; Chordata; Actinopteri; Cypriniformes; Nemacheilidae
Gene: sox17
Product: SRY-box transcription factor 17
Exons: 1
Coding region: 202-510 (102 amino acids)
Biological process (GO): vasculogenesis; heart development; positive regulation of transcription by RNA polymerase II
Molecular function (GO): RNA polymerase II cis-regulatory region sequence-specific DNA binding; DNA-binding transcription activator activity, RNA polymerase II-specific
Source: RefSeq, a predicted model, not a curated record
ACCCGUUCGCACCUUUCACGGCGCGUUCCGCCCACCCGCGUCGCGAUUGGUCACCGGUGCGUUUAAAGCCGUCUGGAAACAGGCAGCGCAAUUCUGACCUUACUGAUGAAUUGAUACUCUAAAAGAAGACAUCGCAUUUACGGUCUUCACUCAGAGUUCAUUUGGACAUCUCCAAGCAUCCGCGCUCGGUGCGUGUGGGAGAUGAGCAGUCCCGAUGCCGGCUAUGCCAGUGACGACCCGAGCCAGACCCGUGGCUCCAGCUCAGUCAUGAUGCCCGGCAUGAGGCAGUGCACGUGGGCAGACCCGCUCAGUCCGCUAGCCGAACCCAAAACCAAGAGCGAGACGUGUCCGGCUGCCGGUCCCGGGCGCGCGAAGACCGAGGCGCGCAUCCGCAGGCCGAUGAACGCGUUUAUGGUGUGGGCGAAAGAUGAGCGCAAAAGGCUGGCGCAGCAAAACCCGGAUCUCCACAACGCGGAGCUCAGCAAAAUGCUCGGUGAGUGGAAUAUGUAAAGAUUUAACAUUUCUAUAUAUUUUUGUGGGCAA